Molecule: messenger RNA, 2369 nt
Organism: Atta colombica
Lineage: Eukaryota; Metazoa; Arthropoda; Insecta; Hymenoptera; Formicidae
Gene: Cog7
Product: conserved oligomeric Golgi complex subunit 7
Exons: 11
Coding region: 69-2276 (735 amino acids)
Biological process (GO): retrograde vesicle-mediated transport, Golgi to endoplasmic reticulum; Golgi organization; intracellular protein transport
Cellular component (GO): COG complex
Source: RefSeq, a predicted model, not a curated record
GGAUCUCCUUCUCGAAACGCGCACGACUGUCGACGGAACACCGACCGCGAGUCGCGACUCUCCUCGCCAUGGAUGUCGCCGCGUUCUCCGAGGACAGCUUCGAUGUGAAGGAAUGGAUCAACCGGACGUUCAAAUCCGCCGAAGCGCAGGAGAACAAAGACGCUUUUGUUUCAUCAUUAGUGAUGAAGUUGCAAUUAUAUGUGCAACAAGUUAAUGGUGCCUUAGAAGAGACUAGCCAAUCGGUUCUCUCCAGCUUACCAAGAAUUUUAAGAGACACUCAACUCCUGCAGCAAGAAACACUGGCACUAAGAGAAAAAAUGAUUGCUGUCAAGCAAGAGAUUGCAAAGAUCGAGAAAGACACGGCUUCUUCUAUGGCAAUGUUGGAGAAAAUCGAUAGGAUAAAAACGGAAUUACAAACUGCUAAGCAAGGAUUACACGAAGCCGACAAUUGGACAGUAUUAGCGAAUGAUGUGGAAGAGGUAUUCGAGUCUGGCGAUAUAGAAGCUAUAUCUAAUAAAUUGUUCAGCAUGCAGAAAUCGCUAGCUAUGCUUGCGAAUGUUGUCGAUUAUGAGGAUAAAAAGUUGCAGCUAGAAGGCUUGAAAAAUCGCCUCGAGGCAAUAGCUAGUCCACGAUUGGUCCAAGCUUUUACUGCUGCCAAUUUAGAACAAUCGAAAACUUACGUGGAUAUUUUUGGUAAGAUGGAACGUCUGCCUCAGCUUCUCAAAUACUAUCACAAUUGCUUGAAGGUCUCUUUAGGUCAAGAAUGGAGACGCACUAUUGAAUUAGCACAAGAUGAAAAUGUUACCUAUUGGCUACGCGUAUAUUAUGACAAAUUGUUAUCCUCUUGGCAUGAACAGGUGAAAUGGUGCAAUCAAGUCUUUCCUAAUACUUCAAUAGAUAUUCAUGUCGAGGUUUACGCUGACCUUUUAAAAAGCCUCGAUCCGAGUAUUUCAGAAUGUAUAGAGGCGAUUCUCAAACAACAUUCGAAUUCGGUGCAGUUGACCAUUCUACACGAAUUGAAACAGAUGACAAAGUAUUUUGCUACAAAUCUUAACGGUGCUAUCGAAACGUCUCUUCGCGGAAAAUUGCAGAAUGAAAAAUUAUUGUCACUAGCGCAAGCUGUAUACGCACCUUACGUUCCUUACAUUGCGAAAUAUAACACGUUCCAAACUGCACAGUUAGAACACCACCUACAGUUUUGGCAUCAUUCACAUGAUGAUUUAAGCGAUACUAUCAACUCCCUUUCUCUUAGUAUUUCGCGGAUUAUGGGCUAUGCUAGUGACGCUAAUAAGCAAUGUAAGCUUUUUACAGAAGGUUGUGGAUAUCCCGGUUUACUGCAAUCGUUAAAUAUUUUUUUCAACAAAUACCUUGAGAAAUAUCAACAAGGUCUGAGACAACUUGAGAGAAAGAAAGUGAAACAUGAAGAUUGGAAUUUAUUCCAAAUGUGUCUUACGUUGAUGCAAAAUAUAGGUGAUCUUUUGCAUCAAGUUCAACAAUUUGAAAAAUCGCUCGUGAUCGACAUAACGGAAGCUAGUAAUAAAAUACAAAACACAAACGGUAGUGUUUUCUGUCAGUAUAAAAAAUUACUCUUAACUUCGACAGGAUGCGCUGAUCUAGAAAAUCUUGUUGCAUCUUUCCAAAGAGAGGAUAAGACAAUUCUCGAUUCCAUUAUAAAAUCUAUUCAAAAACUGUGUACUGAUUUACAUCAUAUCACAUACGAAGUCAUUUUUGCGCCAAUAUUCUCUCAACUAUUGUUGGUGCAAAAGGCACCGGCUUGGACAUUGGAGGCUAAUAAAAUGUCCAAUCUAAGUUCAGAUUUACCCGAUUAUAGUUUCGCCCCUCAAGAAUAUAUCACACAAGUCGGACAGUAUUUAAUGACGUUGCCACAGCACUUGGAACCAUUUCUGUUGAGGGACAAUCCAAGUUUAACGCAAGCGUUGAAGGCAGCGGAUCCACAAUAUGUUCAAGGCUCAAGUGAAUCUGGAUUUACUAGUAUUCUUUUGGACAUUAUUGCCCGAGGAACGUGUCAAAUGUUCCAGGAUCAAACCUUAGGCAUCUGUCAAUUGAAUUCCGUUGCUUGCAAACAACUCGCAACUGAUAUUGAUUAUCUGGGCAAUGUACUGGAGGAGCUCGGUCUGUGUUUAUCGGAAAAUCUUCAACACAUGUCCUUACUGUUGAGAUUACCAUCCGAAGAUUAUCAGAACGGUAGCUCCGGAUGUAAUGCUCGUGUUGUAGCUGCAGUCAGACAAAUGCGCAAUAUUACGUCUUCCGGCUGACACAGUCCGUGUCAAACUGGACACGAUUUCACAAUGUGAGAAAUUUCGUUUACUAUUCCAUAUUUUUAGUAAAACUAAUGAUUUCGCGCGCGA